Symsagittifera roscoffensis is the source of this 1013-nucleotide messenger RNA. RefSeq lists its product as uncharacterized. The record is from RefSeq and is a predicted model, not a curated record. Lineage: Eukaryota; Metazoa; Xenacoelomorpha; Acoela; Convolutidae. Gene Ontology annotation, cellular component: nucleus. The transcript has 3 exons. The coding region runs from base 5 to 952 and encodes 315 amino acids. Gene Ontology annotation, biological process: regulation of gene expression.
CCAAAUGACCGAGUCAUUUUUUGUGCAACUAACGUGUGAUCAUGCGUUGUUCACUAAAAAGCUUAUUUAUGAUGACUUGCAUCUUUUUCUGGUGGAGACGGAUCCUCAUCAUCAGUCUGUCGGCUCUGUCAAGUUGAAGUUGAUGGAUGACCCAAAAUUCAAUUCGAAAUCAGCUGUGAAUUUUUCAGCACUAGUAAAGAACAGUCAAGCUGCGAAACGAAAACCUGUUUCAAACUCGGAUAAAACGAGUGGUUUAAAGGUGUCUAAAAUGAACCGAGACUUAUUUCAAGUGUCUCUGAAUUGUGAUGCAUCCUUGCUCAAGAAAUUUGAAGCCGGACAAGUUAUUCAAUUAUUCCUGGUCGACAAGUAUCCUCUUAGUGAACCAUGCAGAGGCUCAGUAGUGUUGAAGAUAAUGUCUGAUCAAGUACUGACAAGAACAAAUCAUCUUGGUUCCAAAUCAGCCAAUCAGAUGCCUUCUAAAUCAACCAAUCAGAAAAGGACAUUGAAACGAAGUAAAACUGACGGGAAUGAUUCAAAUAGGCCACUUGACCUCUCUCUUAAGGCAUCCAAAAGAAGUGAAUCUAGGAUUCCUUGGAACGAAACACGAAAGAAUUCUCCGGUGUUUCUGGGAAAGCAUUUCUUUCAAAGCAGCGAUUUAAUUGGCAGCGAAGUUUCGUUUUCUACUUCAAUUCAAGUGGCUCUGGAUUUUAGAAAAAGUUCAGAUGGUCGCUUUGAAUGUCCCGUCUGUUCGAAGCUAUUCAGAGGUCGGUCCAGCGUGAAACGGCAUUUGGAAUCCAUGCACUCUGGAAAACUUUUCACGUGUGAAAUUUGCGGCUUGAAAGUGUCGAGAAAAGAUAACUUGCAAUUGCAUCUAAUGAGCAAACACGAACUAGAACGGGACACUGCAAAAUUGUUCUGUGAGAUGGCAACUCAAAGUGAGCAUUCUGAUUGACAUUUAGAGGCGAAAGAAAAUCUGUUUGAACUAUUUUGUGAUUUUGGUGAGAUAAUGGUAA